This is a messenger RNA of Ascochyta rabiei, 2049 nucleotides long. RefSeq names its product Asparagine synthase (glutamine-hydrolyzing). Bases 1 to 2049 code for a protein of 682 amino acids. Gene Ontology annotation, molecular function: asparagine synthase (glutamine-hydrolyzing) activity. NCBI's taxonomy places the organism in Eukaryota, Fungi, Ascomycota, Dothideomycetes, Pleosporales, Didymellaceae. The record is from RefSeq and is a predicted model, not a curated record. The transcript has 5 exons. Gene Ontology annotation, cellular component: cytosol.
AUGUGUGGCAUCAGCUGCAUCAUCAGCCUUGAUCGCGCCCAAGGGCACGCAGCCAACUGUCUCAAUGACCCAAAGACAUUGGCGAAGCAGCUGGACAAUAGCCUUGAGCUGAUCAAGCAUCGUGGUCCCGAUUCGAGGGGCCAGUGGAUCAGUCCUGACAACAAAGUUGCUUUCGGUCACGUCAGGCUAGCAAUCAAUGAUCUGUCCCCAGAUGGUGCUCAGCCAUUCCACGACGAGGAUAACAACGUUCAUGCAGUCGUGAAUGGCGAGCUCUACGACCACGAGGCUCUACGUGCAUCCUUGAUUGAGAAGACGGACUACAAGUUCAAAAGUCGCAGCGAUUGUGAAAUUGUGAUCGCCCUGUACAAGUACUAUGGGCUGUCUUUCCUGAGCAAGCUUCGUGGAGAGUUUGCACUAUGUGUCUACGAUGCACGCACCCGGCUGUUCAUUGCAGCAAGAGACCGCUAUGGAAUCAAGCCACUGUUUUACACCUUUGUCGAUGACAAGCUUUUGGUCGCUGCUGAGGCUAAGGCUUUCUUGCCGCUCGGAUGGAAACCAGAAUGGGACGUCGCAAGUUUGAAAGAGGCAGGAUGGAACCAUGAUGCUCGCACUAUCUUUAAGGGCGUCAGAAAAGUCCGCCCAGGCCAUUACAUCACCUGUCAGUCCUUUGACAACCUCGAGUCACGGCCUUAUUGGGAUAUCGAGUACCCCUUGAAGACUUUGAAAGAGCCACGAUCGGACCAAGAGAUGAUCGAAGGCGUCAGAGAACAGAUGCUCGAGGCAAUUCGUGUGCGCCUCCGGGCCGAUGUGCCAGUGGGUGUUUAUCUAAGUGGUGGUAUUGACUCCUCAGUCAUUGCUGGCAUGGUCACUCAUCUGGUGAAAGAGCAGGGCGAGCGCAUGGGCAACGACAAAGAAACCGAGCGCGUGAGUUGCUUCAGUAUUGCCUUUGACGAAGACAGCGGCUUUGAUGAAUCUGCAAUUGCAAACAGGACUGCCGAUCACCUCGGUGUCAAAUACUACAAGAAACAUAUGAAUGAAGCGGAGCUUGCAGCCCGCUUUGAAGAUGCCACCUGGCAUUGCGAGCACCACAAUCCUGACCUUAAUUAUGUUGGGAAGUAUGCACUGUCCGAGGUGCCGCAAGAGCUUGGGUUCAAGGUCGUCUUGACUGGCGAAGGAGCAGAUGAGCAGUUUGGUGGGUAUCCGAUGUACCUGCCCGACUACCUCCGUGAACCAGAUCUUGCGUAUCCAACAAACCCACUUUCAGAGGAUGCACGGAAGAUACUAUGCGUUAAAACCGACGAGGAGGCCAGUGCAUACUACGAGUCUAUUGGUGCAAAUGGUGCCAAUCGCGGCCCAUCGUUACCUCGGCGCAUGCUUAACAACAUCACUACAGUGUCUUCGAUGGCAGCAUUCUCGGCCGAUAGCCUGUUCGCUGACUGGACCAACUGCUAUGGUGCAUGCGACCCACAACUCACUAUUGCAAACUCGGUUGACGGCCGCGUUAAGGAUGUGAUAAUGGAAAAGUGGCACCCGCUCCAUUCAGCACUGUAUGUUUGGCAGAAAGGGCAUCUCUCCAACAUCUUCUUGUCCUGUCUGGGUGACAGGACAGAGAUGGCGCAUUCUAUAGAAGCCCGGACGCCAUUUCUCGAUCAUCAUCUGACUGAGUAUGUCAAUGGACUGCCACCGAGCGUGAAGAUCAGAUGGGACUCAAAAGAGAAAAGGUUUGUUGAGAAAUGGAUUUUGCGAGAAGCAAGUAAGCCCUUCAUCACGGAUGAAUUGUACAAGAGAAAGAAGCAUCCGUACUCUGCGCCUACGACGUACCCAGAGGAUGGUCCUCUGCAAAGGCUGCUUGCCGAAUUGCUCACAGAAGACCGUGUUGAACAACUCGGCUUCAUUGCAUGGAACAAGGUCCAAGGCCUUGUCGAAAAGGCAUUCAAGCACAAAGAUGCGAACGCAAUGCGCUUUGCGUUCACUGUCGCCCAGUGGGUUGUCAUUGGUGAACGGUUUACAGUGAAGAGAGCUGGGCCGCAGCGGGCGGAGCGCCCUUGA